AACACAUUUUGUAGCUGGACCACUAAAUGACAUCUACCCAGUUGAUGUAGUUGUGCUUAAUUAUGUGAUUUUUGUCAUUUAGUUGGUUGUAUUUGUGUUUCUUUGAAUACUUUUUACAUUAUGCAGGCAGUGAGACAUGUUGUUUGCGCUAUGUCUGGUGGAGUGGACAGCUCUGUAGCAGCGCUACUGCUCAAACGAAGAGGUACUUCCAGAAAGAAAAAUAUGCAUCUGUUUUAGGUUACCGGGUAACUGGUGUGUUUAUGAGGAAUUGGGACUCGCUGGAUGAACAUGGUGUGUGUACCUCAGAGAAAGACUGUGAAGAUGCUUAUAAAGUCUGUCACAUGUUGGAUAUCCCCUUUCACCACGUCUCUUAUGUCAAAGAGUACUGGCACGAAGUUUUCAGUAACUUAUUAAAGGAAUAUGAAAAGGGAAGGACUCCAAAUCCUGAUAUACUAUGUAAUAAACAUAUUAAAUUUAACUACUUCUUCCAAUAUGCAGUCGGCAGCUUGGGAGCUGAUGCCAUGGCUACAGGUCACUAUGCAAGAACUUCCCAAGAAGAUGAAGAAACUUUCCAACAGAGACCUACCCCACGUCCUCAAACACUUUUCCGAAACAGAUUUGAAAUUAGAAAUCCUGUAAGACUACAUCAGGGCGCUGAUCGUUUUAAAGACCAGACGUUCUUCCUCAGCCAGAUACCCCAGGAUGCAUUGAAGAGGACUCUCUUCCCAUUAGGAGAGCUCACUAAAGAUUUUGUGAAGAAGAUUGCAGCAGAGGCAGGUUUCAAGCAUGUGCUCAAAAGGAAAGAGAGCAUGGGAAUCUGUUUUAUAGGAGAAAGACAUUUUGAAAAGUUUAUUCUUGAGUAUUUAGACCCUCAUCCUGGAAACUUUGUAUCUGUAGAAGACGGGAAGAUCAUGGGGACUCACAAAGGCUGGUUUACAUUUACCUUGGGGCAAAGAGCCAGAAUAGGUGGGCAGAGAGAUGCUUGGUUUGUUGUGGAUAAGAAUAUAACAACAGGCGAUGUCUUUGUGGCACCGACCACAAAUCACCCAGCUUUGUUCAGAGACACUUUACGCACAGACAGGUUUCACUGGAUUGCUGAGGAACCCCCUGCUGAACUUAUAAAAAAUAAAAUGAUGGAAUGCAAUUUCCGUUUCCUGCACCAGAUGCCACUUGAACCAUGCACAGUAACUCUUAACAUGGACGGUUCAGUUUGGGUGACACUUGCUAAGCCAGUCAGAGCUCUAACACCUGGACAGUUUGCUGUGUUUUACAAGGGUGACGAGUGCCUUGGAAGUGGAAAAAUCAUCCGACUCGGCCCUUCAAUGUACACCUUGCAUCAGGGGCAAGAGAGAAUGAAAGUGGCAGAAACAGCCCCAGCUAAAACAGACCAUAGUUCGAAACCAGCAAGAUGAUCAUAACAUCAUAAUACUAAUAAUAUAAUUAACUUAAUAAUAUUCAUAUUAAAAAAAACAAACAUCUUGGGUCAAUUGCAGAAUACCAGUGAUUUAAUCUACAUCAAGUAGACUAAAAUGUGGACUAGAAAAUCCUUCAAAUCUUUACUAACUUUAUCCUGAUUGCAGCGUUGCCAAACACAUGAUCCCGGUAAUUGCUUUAACUGAUCGGAACAAGUUGAACAAGUUAGACCGAUAAUGGGGACUAACCUCCUGCUAUGGCCAGAAGUUUUGCAUUGUCCUAUAGAAUUAACCAAUUUUGCUUCAUAAAGUCAAAUGAAACCGGCGGAAUAAUGUUAUGUUAAUAUAUUAAAUUACAUACUGCUGUGUAGUUUUCCAUAUACUUAACAAAAAACUGACACGUUGAAAAAUGUGACAUUUUGAAAUCUAGCAUGAAACACUAAUCGUAAUUAAAUUGGAUACAACUCUGGGAAUGGUUGCCAUUGCUAUUUGUCUUUUAAUUUGGAUGUCACUUCGUUUAAUUGGGAUACAGUAUUUUCAAACGAUGAACAAAGAUCGCUUUUCAGAGCAAGACAGGUUCGCGUAGCACAGUGCAGUGAGUAAGUAAGUACGUGAUUAUGCUUGUGACUUGCGUAAAUUAAGUAAACCACGUAGAACUCUUAGGAGCUGAAAUCUCCUGUGGUUACUCAGGCUGCUGUUGCAAAGACAGUUGGCAUGUCAACAUCGCAGAUGCCUCGCCUUGUGAUAAGAUGUGAUUUUAUUAUUUUUUAUUUCAUGUAGAAAUAAAAAAAACAGCGAUUCAUUUUGUUUAGGAAAAAAAAAAAGUAUUUAACAUUUAAUCAUAGUGUGAUGUGAUUUCAUUCUUUUUCUUUUCAUUUAGAAAAAAAAAGGUGUGACUAAAGUUGUCUCAAAUGCCUCUCGUUUAAUUGGGACAGCCGCUUCUUCAGGAUAUUUUUACUUCUCUAGGGGUGUUCCGAUAAAGCGGCGCCGACUGUACUAUUGUGGCUUCCGGUAGUCUUUUGUAAUAUCAUUUUGUAGUUUGUUUGAUUACAUGAUGUUAAAUAAAAGGUCUAAAUUAUGUUCAUAUAUUUAUUUAUUUUUAAUGAUGUCUCAAUCCUAAAAUUCUAGGUGAAUCAAAACAUUUGGCCAUAGCUGUAUAAACCCUUCUUUACUAAUCUGAUAUGUGGAAUUCAGUGUCAGAUAAAUAUAUAAUGGUAUCCCUGUACAAAAAGAAAGACAUUUUUAUUACAUCAAACAUAUUUAAGUAAAAAUAAAUGUCUAUAAAACUGAAAAUGCUUUGGUAUACUCAAAUGUAUUCAUUUGUUUUUUUUCCCUGCAGUAUUCUUCUGAUGUAAUCAGGAAAUGAAUCUGUAUGCAGUUUAAUGCUGUAUCAGUAUAACAUUUAAAAUGUAAUCUUAAUGUUGCCAUCUCAUUUGUCAAGAAAGCAAUUUUGUAUUGUAUUGCAAAUAUGCCUCUAAAUCAAUUUGAUAUACUGUAUUUAUAUAUAUAUAUAUAUAUAUUUUUUAUAUAUAUAUAUAUAUAUAUAUACAAAGUGCCUGGCAAAAGUAUUCAGACCCCUGACCAAUUCUCUCAUAUUACUUAAUUACAAAUGGUACAUUGAAAUUUCGUUCUGUUUGAUAUUUUAUUUUAAAACAAUGAAACUCAAAAUCAACUGAAAUAUCUUGCUUAUCAAAAUUUUUUUAAAAUAAGCAUCGGAGUAAUUGAAGGAAGAACCACUCAGAAUGAUUGUAAAGUACUCUAAUAUAUACAUAUUUUUCUCGUAGGACUCGUUUAAUUGUUUUUCAUAAUAAAAUAGGAUAUGGUUUUAAAUGUAGGUCAAAAUUACACCAUAGAAACAAAAAAUGCACUUGAAUUAAGUUAUUUUAAGGCGAGCCAUGAUGAUAAAAAAUAACCUAAACAUUUUCAGAAAGGGGAAACUGAGAAUUAGGUUGCUAAAUGCUUUUUUUAUUUUUUUAUUUUUUAUUUAGACCAAUGUCAGCUGCUUUUCCAAAAGAGGCACAUUAAAUUGCUGUUUAUCACAUAAAAUCAUAGAGUAACUUGUUUAAAAAAAUACUUCUGGAAGUAACUUAAUUGAUUAAUAGGUGCUUUGGUGUUCUGCCUAGCAAAUAUUAAUUAUAUUAGAAGCCUGCAUACUAAAGAGAUACUGCACCACUCCCUUUUCUGAAACUGAAGCUUUUGUGAGUAAAAUGCAUGCUGAUUUACAUUUUCCAGGUCAUUUCUCAGUCAAGUAGGGCACUUGAAAACCUAGACUUCUUGGAGAGGUGCCACAUAUCUGGUAGACUUGUUUAAAAAAAAUGCAAUUUGAGAGAAUGGGCAGAAAAUGAUACUUAAUAAUACUGUUUUAGUGAUUUCAGUUGGUGGAGUAUACUUAUUAAAAUAAAUAGUUCAUAAUCUUUUUUUCAGUUGGGUUUACAGUGUAAGUACAUUGUCUAGAUAUGUUGCUGUCUGUGGUACUCAUGAUUCUUUCCAUUCAUUUGAUUCCUGGACCUUGUUUCAACUAUCUCUACAGUUAAUGAACUGACCAGUCUAGAGCAGGGCUUCCCAACAAUGGUCCUGGGGACCCACUGUGUCUGCUGGUUUUCAUUUCAGCUGAGCUCUCAAUUACUUAACUUAACCUUUAAUUGAAAAAAUAAUUUGUUUGAUUUUACCUUUUUACUUGUUUUCAACUCUUAAACAGUUGCAGGUUUCAAGUUAGCUAUACCAUUUUAU
Acipenser ruthenus (sterlet) is the source of this 4142-nucleotide messenger RNA. RefSeq names its product tRNA 5-methylaminomethyl-2-thiouridylate methyltransferase (gene trmu). The transcript has 11 exons. Bases 261 to 1412 code for a protein of 383 amino acids. Lineage: Eukaryota; Metazoa; Chordata; Actinopteri; Acipenseriformes; Acipenseridae. Gene Ontology annotation, molecular function: sulfurtransferase activity. Gene Ontology annotation, biological process: tRNA wobble position uridine thiolation. Gene Ontology annotation, cellular component: mitochondrion. The record is from RefSeq and is a predicted model, not a curated record.